Messenger RNA from Calliphora vicina (urban bluebottle blowfly), 1938 nucleotides. RefSeq lists its product as uncharacterized. The record is from RefSeq and is a predicted model, not a curated record. The transcript has 2 exons. Bases 1 to 1938 code for a protein of 645 amino acids. NCBI's taxonomy places the organism in Eukaryota, Metazoa, Arthropoda, Insecta, Diptera, Calliphoridae. Gene Ontology annotation, molecular function: catalytic activity.
AUGUCGGUUAACUUAAAUAUUGGUCCAUCUUUCAGUGACAAUCCUUAUAUUAAAUCUGUUUUAAAUCCCUAUAUGAGUUAUUUCAAAGCGGGUCAUAUUAACUGCCCGAGUCUUAGGCCCUCGGCGGACUAUUCUAAGAUUGAUGAGUUGAGAUCAAUCUUGAGUGGUUCGGUAUUGAAUGUUUUCGGAGUAACUGAAACUUGGCUCAAACCUUAUAUUUCAACUCGAUCUGUUCAAAUUUCUGGUUUAAAUUUUUAUCGAAAUGAUCGCUUGAAUACAAGAGGUGGAGGAGUGGGGAUUUAUGUCUCUACUGGUCUUAAGAGUAAAACAGUUUUUAAGGUUUCGGACUUUGGAACGUGUGAAUCGCUUUUUGUAGAAAUUUCUUUUGGUAAUACCCUGGUUCUGUUUGGUGUUGUUUACUUGCCUCAUGGUGACUUAGUUUCCUUCGAGAACUUACAUUAUGAAGUGUUUUUGAAAUACUCGAAUGUUGUAGUUGUUGGGGAUUUCAACUGUAAUAUGUUUGACACUGUGAGAUCUUGUAGCAUGAGAGCAUUGUGUUUGAGAAACAAUUUGUUCGUAGUUCAUAACUCUAGACCUACCCAUUUCGAUGUUGCUCAUGGUUCUACAUCUUUAAUUGACUUUUGGUUGGUCAGUGAUAUAUCAAUGUUAAGUUUUUCUGAUCAACUACAGUGCCCAUUUAUCUCACAUCAUGCUUUAAUAUUUGGUUCAUUUUUGUUUAGUGUGGAACAGAUAGAUGAGUAUUUUGAAUUUAGGGACUUUGACUCUAUUGACUGGGAUGGCUUGGUGAGGUUUUUUGAAGCUUUUAAUUUUGAGGACUUUAAUGGUAGUAAUGUUGAUGAUCAGUGCUCUAUUAUUUCUUCACUUUUUAAUUCAUUGCUGAGUUUUGUUCCUGUUGUCAGGAAAAAAAUUUGUUGUGCUGAUAAUAAUUGGAUGAGUUCUAGGGAAGUUAUGUUUGCAAGAUCUCUUAGGGACCUAGCAUAUCGUUAUUUUAGACUUUAUCGUUCUGAAGAGAACUGGAGAAUGUAUUGUAGGUAUCGAAAUAAGGCCAAAAGUAUUGUACGCAGGACUAAGAGGAAACAUUUUUCUAAACUAUUUUCGGGUUUAGAUACGGCAGGGUUGUGGAAAGUUUUAAGAGGGGCUGGGUGUGUUGGAAGCGAUUCAGUGGACUUCUGUGGUGAUGCUGAUGUCCUAAAUGACUUUUUUGUUUCUGUUAGUGGUUCUAGUAACAUUGAUGGUGUUAUCUUUGAUAAUUAUUCUGAUUGCCAAAACUCUUUUUCAUUUCGCUGUAUAACUGAGCUUGAGGUGGGUGAAGCAUUAGAGAAAUAUCCACUUGUCUCUAAUCUGAUAUUGGAUUUAUUUAACCACAUUUUGAUGACAUCUACUUUCCCUCAGCUUUGGAAGACUGCCCGAGUUGUUCCAAUUUCUAAAGCUAAAGCUGUUCACAGUCCUGAUGAUCUAAGACCGAUUUCAAUUCUACCGGUAUUAUCUAAAGUUUUUGAACAUGUUAUGAAGGAGCAGAUACUUGCGUCUAAUAUAGUGACUAUUUAUGAUGGGCAACAUGCUUACCGUAAAGGCUAUAAUACCACUUCAAUGCUUCUUAGUAUUACAGAUCACAUUAGAUGGCAUGUUAAUGCCAGUGAAUUGAGUAUGCCUAUAUCUCUAGAUCUUUCUAAAGCUUUUAAUUCUAUUUAUUUUUCUACCAUGGUUAGAAAGCUUAGAGAUGAGUUUCAUUUCUCUGGUACAGCAUGUCGUCUUAUUUAUUCUUAUUUGAUGGAUAGGUUUCAGUUUGUCGUUUUCAAUGGACAGACAUCAUCUUUGCGAACUCUUCACUCUGGUGUUCCUCAGGGGUCUGUUUUGGGCCCUCUUUUAUUCAUUUUGUAUAUGAAUAGCCUACCUGAAUUUAUUGCAGGGACAUAA